Talaromyces stipitatus ATCC 10500 is the source of this 4036-nucleotide messenger RNA. Its product is annotated as ubiquitin C-terminal hydrolase, putative. Gene Ontology annotation, molecular function: proteasome binding; cysteine-type deubiquitinase activity. Lineage: Eukaryota; Fungi; Ascomycota; Eurotiomycetes; Eurotiales; Trichocomaceae. The coding region runs from base 1 to 3822 and encodes 1273 amino acids. The record is from RefSeq and is a predicted model, not a curated record. The transcript has 7 exons. Gene Ontology annotation, biological process: regulation of proteasomal protein catabolic process; proteasome-mediated ubiquitin-dependent protein catabolic process; protein deubiquitination.
AUGAUGUCCUCACACAGAAGAGCAGGCAAGACUGCUCCGCGCUUCCUCCAGGAUAUAGAGUUAUAUGACCCCGUUCACCCUCCAGCUUCAGGUCGCAACCUGCUCGUUGAUAUUCCCCCCGUAUUUCCGGACGGAUACGAUGGCCCGCCAGAAUGGCUCUCCCCUUCAGCCUGCAAACACGUGUACGUCACGAAGCCCAACCAAACCAUCGUUGUAACACCGGAUCAAAGACAGGGUCGAGGAGCCUAUUCAAAAGUUUGUGCAGUAUGUUCAAAGUGUCGAUUGCAUGCGCAGGUGGUGGUAAAUUAUACCGCCAAUGUAGCCCCUACGUCCGGCCAUCUGCAUCAUCUUGUCUGUCAGUCUGGUAGCCACGCGAAUGGUUCGACCACGUCGAGAGGACAAAGCGCGGAAACUUUCUAUUACAAAUGCUCUUACUUGACAUGUGGCAUCACUGUCUCCGUACAGAUUACGUCCCCUGUUCUGAAUCAUGACUUUCUUCAGCUCCUGACGGACGUGGAACUGGUCAACAAGCGUGCAGACGAAGCGAUAGCGGCUCAACCUGAGCGUCUAGAGGGAAUUGCACGGCCUCAACCCAUAACUAUUCUUGACAAUUUGCGCACAUACCUUCGCAAUUCUCUUCAGGAUCCACAACGUAGCAAGCCGAUUUCCGCCAUCAACAAACGAUUUGUUGUUUGCUUUGGUGUUGAUGGCAAACAUUGUAAAGACCUGCUGGAAUUCCUGGGAUUCUCAUUUCGGGACGAAGGAUUUUGGGAUCCUCCAGAUCCAAAAGCAUCCGAGGAUCCACCCUUCCAAAACGAACUCAAUAUCUUUCUUGAUAACGUCAUACAUGAACUGUCCAUAUUGAUCGAGCAGCGACCCGUCUCAGAGAAGAAGACCCCGUAUGCUCUGAACCCGUCACUACGAGCUAGUAAUGACUUUCUUAAUGCUCUUGAAGCUGCCAACUAUGCGAAAUCGACAAGACUCAUCGAGUUCGAAAUGCCUGGACAGCCGUGCUACGAGGAUCUUGGCACCGUGGAAGAUAUGGCCUCCGACCUCAUAAUUGAAGCAUAUCAUCGCCAAGUUGCGGUUGAUCCGUCAAGGGGCCCGCAUUAUCUUCAAUGUUUGAGCUCAAUUGCUCAAUGGCGAGGCGGCCCAGAUCGCGAUACAAUUAACGAGGCUGUGACGAUCGCAUACAGCAGGGGCGCCUAUACAACGAGUGACAUCUUCAAGGCUUAUGAAUACUUCGAUCUGAAUCCGAAUGACACAACUCUUACAGAUGAUGUUAUUAUUGGAAGGUUCCACGCAUAUCUAAGCUCUACCACCCAGGAAACUGAAGCCCGGCAACAACUAUGGCGUAUCGGGGAUGUGAGGGAAAGCGAACGAAUCAAGUCUGCUGCUGAGGAUAGAGUAUCCAAUGCCGAGCAGGCCCUCGUUUAUCUCGGAGUCGAAGAGAACACGCCUGACGAUUUUGUCAUCACAAUGUUUACCACGAAAGUGAAUGACAGCCCUAGUAGCAGAGAAAUCUCGGAGAAAGCUUUGUCACUGAUAGCAGAAAAACGCAAUUCCGAAACUUUGAAGCAUUUUCUCAAAACUGGCGAGACCGGGGCGGGAGAGAUGGAUGUCGGAGAUGCAUAUCGUCUCCUUCAAAUACCUGACCGCACAGUUGGCGAUGACGCUAUACUUGCAGCGUACACGAUCUGUGUAGAUGAAGCUCCAACGCAGGUAGAAACCUACACGCGUGCUCUUAGUAUCAUUGCCAAAGAGAAAGAUAGUCCUAUGCUAAGUAGCUUCGUCUCGGGCUCUACAACGCACAGCGAUCGAGUUUUGUCUGAAUGGCCUGUUGGCCUCCAAAAUAUAGGUAAUACUUGCUACCUUAACAGCUUACUCCAGUUCUACUUCACUGUGCGUCCUUACCGGGAGAUGGUUCUGGAUUUUGAAAACAAUAAAACGGAUUUGGACGAGGAAUCCCUACGCCAGAAGAAAGUUGGUUCGCGUAAAGUAUCGAGAGCUGAGGUCGAGCGGUCUCAAAAGUUUCUCCGCGAGCUUCGCGGGCUGUUCCACAAUAUGAUAACAACUUCCAAAGCGUUCGUUCGACCCGAACAAGAACUGGCUAGGUUGACGUUAAUCAGCUCUACAAACGAGGCGGAGAUUCGCCGAAGAUCCACCAUUUCCGGGAUCAGACCUUUCGGUCUUGGUGAAAUUAACGGUGCGCCAGUGGCAGGACCACUGGGACCACCUGAAUCCAUAACAUCUCCCGGACAUGAGAAUGUCGACCAAAACACCAUUCCGAUUCAAGGAACUCCCGCUCAUGACCGUCAAGUCAACGACAUCGAUAGUGAGACUACUCUUGUUUCUGACCCUGAGACUGAGAAGGAUGCGCCGCUGCCUGCAUCUGCAUUCGCUGUGUCAGGAGACACGGAAGAUAUCACACAAACUAUCUCGCAGCCACAAACUCUAGAGAAAGUUGAUCCGCCGAGUCGACCACCUCCAGAGCCGCCCCGACCUGCGGAAACAGAUCGUAAAAGGCAAUUGAUAGAAGAAGUUGAACUUGGGGCUCAACAAGAUGUCACUGAAGUCAUCAACAAUGUUUUGUUUCAGAGCGAGUGUGCCAUUAGACCCCGAGGUAUUGCUCCAGAUGGGGAGCAGCUUGAUCAAAUCAAAGAUUUGUUCUAUGGCAAGACAAAGACGUACAUUACAGCACAGAACGGGACACGUUCAAAAGAAGAACUCUGGUCUGACAUCAAGGUUGACGUUGCAACAGGCUCACGAGAUAUAUACUCGGCUAUCGACGGCGCAUUUGACAUGCAGGAGGUAUUCGUCGAUGACGCGGUCGUGGAACAAUUCGGUGCCAUUAGCAAGCUGCCCCCAGUACUGCAAAUCCAGGUACAGAGAGUUCAGUUUGACCCAAUUAAGAAGACAUCUUUCAAGUCAACACAUCACUUGGACCUCAAGGAGACGAUCUAUCUCGAUCGUUAUAUGGACACUCAGAAGGAAGAUAUUGUGAAACGACGCAGGGAUUGCUGGGCCUGGAAACGAAAGCUGAUUGCUCUACAAAGCCGCAAAGCGGAAUUGUUGAGAUCAAGUGACAAUGACGGACAAAAUAUGCCUUCACUAUUCAAAAACGCUUCAAGCCUUCUGACAGAGCUUUCUGCAAUUAAUUCUACCGAUGAUAGGCCUAGCGAUUCCCUUGAUAUCAACGCGGAACUUGCAGUUGAAAUGCAGAAAUUGUCACAAAUAACCCAGGCUGAAUUGGCUCAUAUCGAACAGGAAACGAAGGACAUUGAAGCCAUGAUUUCGAGCAGUUUUAAUAACUAUACAAAAUUGGCAUAUCGUCUUUACGCCGUCUUUAUGCAUCAGGGAUCUGUAGAGUUUGGGCACUAUUACAUCUACAUCUUUGACUUCAAGAAGCAAGUUUGGCGCAAAUACAAUGAUAACGACAUCACAGAAGUCAAAGACACAACAGAGAUAUUCGGAACCCCUAAUCAGGCCAAUCCCCCAACACCGUAUUUCCUGGUUUACGUCAACGCCGCUAUGAAGGAUCGGUUGGUUGAACCAGUCCGCCGAGAAAUUGUCUCAGAAACAAACACGACGGAGAACUCCGACGUGAAUGCCGUUGCAAAGUUCGAUGGGCCUAUGGAUAUUGAUGUCGCUACUGAUAUGAAACCGCCGUCCUAUUUUGAUGUGAAGACGAAAGACGAGCCCCAAGUCUCGAGCGUUGAAUCACCGCCAUCUCCAGUUUCACCAACAGCUAUCCCCUUAAAACGAAAAGGAUCCGAAGACCAAAUGAGCAUCACUGUCAGUUCUCAUGUCGAUGUAUCUUAACUAUUUUUUUUUUUCAUCACUAUUGAAGCGAUGUAUUAUCGUCAUGAAAGUGUGAAGCUUGAUAUGUUUCUGUGUCCAUAUUUUUCUUUAUGAUGUUCAGUGCUAGAUUCCUCUUUUACAUACCCGUGUUCUUUUCCUGUUCUGAGAGUCCUGUCUAUGCAUAGCUAUGAUUUAUAUGCAAUAUCCACAAGAGUGAGGAGCAGAAAAAUGACUA